Molecule: messenger RNA, 1545 nt
Organism: Chiroxiphia lanceolata (lance-tailed manakin)
Lineage: Eukaryota; Metazoa; Chordata; Aves; Passeriformes; Pipridae
Gene: GIPC2
Product: GIPC PDZ domain containing family member 2
Exons: 6
Coding region: 30-977 (315 amino acids)
Molecular function (GO): protein binding
Source: RefSeq, a predicted model, not a curated record
CGCGGGCGGCAGCGGCCGGAGCGUGGAAGAUGCCGCUGGGGCUGCGGAGCAAGAAGAAGGACAAGUCCAAGGAGACCUUCAAGCUGGUGGAGAGCGAGGCCCCGGCUCCGGCCCCGUCCCCCGCGGCGGCGCCGGCCCCGUCGCGGCUGCAUUUCCACACGCAGCUGGCGCACGGCAGCCCCACGGGCCGCGUGGAGGGUUUCGGCAGCGCCCGCGAGCUGUACGGCAGCAUCGGCCAGGCCUUCGGCAUCGACCCCGCGCAGAUCAUGUUUUGCACUUUGAACACUUAUAAAGUUGACAUGGACAAGCUCUUAGGUGCACAAAUUGGCCUUGAAGAUUUCAUAUUUGCUCACGUGAAGGGACAACGAAAAGAAGUGGAAAUUCUUAAAACUGAGGAUUUGCUGGGACUUACUAUUACAGACAAUGGGACUGGCUGUGCAUUUAUAAAGAAAAUCAAAGAAGGCAGCCUUAUGGACCAAACCAAAACUGUCUGCGUGGGUGACCACAUAGAGACUAUAAAUGGAAAAAACGUGUCGGAUUGUCGGCAUUAUGAAGUCGCCAAAAUGCUGAAAGAUCUGGAGAAAGGUCAGGUGUUCAAGCUGGAGCUGAUAGAGCCUUUGAAAGCAUUUGAAAAGCUGGAACCGAGGUCCAAAGGUGGAGCUUUGACAGAGGCUAAAAUCUCCAAAGGGAGAGAAACACUUCGCCUGAGAACCAAAGGCUCUGCUACUGUGGAGGAGAUGCCAACUGAAGUUGAAGAAAACGCAAUUAAUAAAGUGGAUGAGCUUCUUGAAGCAUACAUGGGGAUAAGAGAUAAUGAAUUAGCUGCGACCAUUGUGGAAGCUGGAAGAGACAAGAAAAACCCCGACGAGUUCGCGGUGGCCUUGGAUGAGACUCUUGGAGACUUUGCCUUCCCGGAUGAAUUUGUCUUUGACGUGUGGGGAGCGAUAGGAGAUGCUAAGCAGGGACGACUGCAAUGAGAACUGUGCAGUUCCAUCAAUCCCUGUUUGAAAAUACGAAGUGAUUUGCAAAUAUUUACGUCAAUAACUUUAUCGAGAGGAAUUCAGGGUGCUCUGUAUAAAGCGUUCUCGUCUGAGACUUUUCUUUUGCAAAGGAAGGUUUCUAAUAAAGAUGUGAAGGUAAACCCAAAGUUUCGACAGCUGCACGUUUAAAAAAUUUAAUUUGCACGCAGAAAUCACUGGGAGGGACGUGUCAAGGUGAUGUGUUUAUACAGGAAUUUUAUGAAAAUGAUGUAUUUUUUAUUGUACAGACACUUUGAUAUAUCCAUAUUCUGAAAAGCUUUAGACAGAACUCAACCAGGAGUUUGGAUUAUUUUAUCUCUUUAGAGAGGUUUAUAAACUUGUUGAGGAACUACCUAGCUCUGUGCUGCAGUUCCCUGGUUUUCCUUUGUCCCUGUGUAUUCAUGUACACAAAAAGCUGAGAAAACCCCAAAGCCUCAGGUUUUCUUACAGUUUGGCUUGGGCAUUGUCUUUGCUUGUAGACAAAGCUGGGAAGAAGUUACUCUGAUUCUUUAGGAUGCAAAUUCAG